Messenger RNA from Spathaspora passalidarum NRRL Y-27907, 1224 nucleotides. RefSeq lists its product as uncharacterized. The record is from RefSeq and is a predicted model, not a curated record. Gene Ontology annotation, cellular component: mitochondrion. Lineage: Eukaryota; Fungi; Ascomycota; Pichiomycetes; Serinales; Debaryomycetaceae. Gene Ontology annotation, biological process: biosynthetic process; mitochondrial respiratory chain complex I assembly. The transcript has a single exon. The coding region runs from base 17 to 1159 and encodes 380 amino acids.
GGAAGCAUCUGCAACCAUGUUAAGAUCACAAUUGAAGAGACAGGUCAGAAAGUACUCUAGUACAUACGACACAUUAGUUUACAAUGCACAACAGAACAUCAUCCAGUCAUUAGAGGCCAAUGACAGAUCUUCAUAUCUCUUGGCACAAUACAUUCCUGAUGUUGCCCGUAAUGCAUUCUUGGCUAUACGAGCAUUCAAUCUUGAAAUAAACAAGAUUAGCGAUGGUGGACAGAACUCGUCUUCUAUUGCAUCACAGGCAUCCAGAGAGAUGACCGGGAGAUUGGGUGUUUCUACCGUUGAUUUAAAGUUUAAGUUUUGGAGUGAUUUGGUUUCGCGAGUGUUUAUAGAAGAUCCAUAUAGCGAGAAAGACCUUGGUGAACCAAUAGCGAUAUUGUUGAGAGAUGCAUUAAGAAAUGAUCUUAACUUAGAUGUGGAUUACUUGUUGAAGUUCUUGCAGACCAGGCGUUUGUUUGUCAAGGGAGGCACAUUCCAAACCGUCAAUGAUAUUUGUAGCUAUGGGGAAGGAACUUACUCACAAUUGAACUACUUGACUCAGGGGUUGCUACUUUCUCCUUCGAUAUCACCUUCAUCUAUACGUCUACUUGAAUGUAGCACCGAUCUUCAAGCGAAAAUCAGUGAUAUUGCUGCCCAUAUAGGACAAGCUACUGCCGUAGGGUCUAUGAUUUUAGGAUUACAAUAUUAUGCAACCAGUAGAAACCAAGUGACCAUGCCAAUUGACUUGAUGACCAAGUUCGACUUGUCACAAGAAUCCCUACUUAGAUUGUGCCAAGGACAUAUCAAGACAAAUAUGGAACAAGAAGAAAUCAGAGACAAGUUGAAAAAUGUCGUGUAUGAAACGGCAAUAACCGCCAAUGAUCAUAUGCUAACGGCAAGAGACAAAUUGUCCAAAACCGAACAAGAAAUAAAGGAAAUCUUAAGCAGCCAUCCACACGACCAAUUGCUAUCAAGACACGGUAAAAAGUGGAGAAGAAACAUCCCUGAUGUUUUAUUUACUCCAUUCAUGGUGGCUAUUCCAACCACUUUGUACUUGAAUAGAUUAGAAAAGUACGAUUUUGACGUAUUUAGUCCAAAACUCCAACAAAAGGAAUGGAGAUUAGCUUGGACUUCGUUCAAGAACUACCAUCAAAGAAUUGUAUAGUCUUUUGUAUAUAGUAAAUACUUCUUUUUAACAUUUAGUAUAUUGUCAAUGCUUACUGAUUUGGU